Messenger RNA from Penicillium brasilianum, 1038 nucleotides. Lineage: Eukaryota; Fungi; Ascomycota; Eurotiomycetes; Eurotiales; Aspergillaceae. The record is from the annotation of a GenBank genome assembly.
AUGGCCGCUCUCACCAUGACACCUCCCACCCGCCAACCCUUUGCGAGCCUGGACAGUCCCAGAAUGCGUCCCUUCGUGCGGUCCAAAUUGAACCGUCAGAACCAGCUAAAUGGCGCGACGUUCUCAGCCAAAAGCUCCAUAUUCAUCGAUAAUGCCGAGAACAUCGAUCCAAACACUCUCAAUCUCUCCGGCAAGCGCAAGCGCUCCCUCGAAGAUGACGAUGAUAUCUCCAAGGGCUCACCAAAGCCCCUCAAGACCUCCCGCAUGGCCCUAUCAAUUCGUGACAUGAACUUCUCCCCACGACUCUCAACGCCAUCCAAACUCUCCCUGUCAACACCCAAAUCCGCACCCAUCCUCAAACCGGCCGGCCGCUCACCCCCACCCAAAUCCUUGUCUGCAUCACGCCGAUCAACCAUCACCAAGGCCCGUCCCGAACCCAGCAAACGCGGCGGUGUCGCCCGGCCAUUCUCCCUAGCCACGGCCCUCUCCCACGGCAAGAACAAGACCACAACCCCCUCUAAGCCCAAAGGCCCGGCAUCAUGGUUCUUCGAUAUCCACGUCGACUCCGAGCAAGAAGAAAUGACCAACCUAAUGCAACACUCCACCGGCGUCCUCGACAUCAGCGAUGACGAGUCCAAGACUUCCACCGGCGACGACCGCGGUAAAGAAAACGUUGCCCCCGCGGAACUGGGCAUUGAUCUGCCCCGUUCUGCGGAGGUCACUGCCCUCAUUACAGCCGCGGCGACUCGCAAGGCGAAUAAGAUGGACGAAGACCGUUCGCCGCUGGGGGAGUUGAAUGCCGCGGAUUAUUAUCCGGAGGAUUGUAAUGCGUUUUCGUUUGCCGUCGUCUAUGAUGAUGAUGAGGAUGGGGAGAGAGAGAAUGGGAUUGUUUCGAAGAAGACUCUUCCUUCGCAGUCUACUUUCGUGACGCCCGUCAUCACUACUUCCAUUGCCUCGGUUUUGGAGACGGUUGUUCCGGAUGAACAGGCCGUCAAGUCUACGGAUGCUAGCAAUGAGUCUGGUGCUGCCAAGGAGUAG